This is a messenger RNA of Colletotrichum fioriniae, 792 nucleotides long. RefSeq lists its product as uncharacterized. Lineage: Eukaryota; Fungi; Ascomycota; Sordariomycetes; Glomerellales; Glomerellaceae. The record is from RefSeq and is a predicted model, not a curated record.
AUGUCUCAGCAGAUGCCAACCGGUACCGGUCAAAGUAUCUUCCAGUCAUCCAUCCUGGAUCUCGAAGACACCAGCAACUACUGGCUCACAGCUGGACUCGCGCCGCUGCAGGGAAACCAGACGGUCAAGAAGGGCUUGCUCGACAUCGAAGUCGACGGUUCUGCCUUCAAGAGCCUUUCCAAUGACAGCUUCUCGUCAUUGACCACGUGGGGUGAGUACGACACAUAUGCAUUCAACCUCACCUUUGACGCCUCCUCGCCCGUCAUACUUAACGGCGGUGUCGGUCGCUUCCGCUGGGGAACCGGGACCACGACACAAUGGUCGCUGCCGAGCUGCAGGACCCAGGGCUCCUUCACCAUCAACGGAACCACUCUCGAGAUCGACCCAGCGCGAUCCUUGACCUGGUACGACCGCCAGCACGGCGUCGGCGGCCCCAAUAACUUCACCUGGUUCGGGCUCAACUUUCCUGGCGGCAUCAGAGCCAAGCCGAGUCAGCAGCUGCGCUUCGCUACCAUCCGUGCCGAGGAUGGGCUUCAUCUUGUUCGCUUCAACAUGACUCCCGGAAACGCAACUACCUGGACAUCUCCAGUCACAAACACGACGUACGCCCAGGACUGGAAGCUGUUGUUCGACAACAGGGAUACCCUUGCCAUCAAGAGCAUUCGCCAGGAUCAGGAGAAGGGUUCAGGCGCGGGUAUGUUCUACAGCGGAGUCGUGGAGGCGGAGGGAAGUCUUUUUGGUCAGGAGAAGGGCUUUGGCUUUGUGGAUAUCGUUCCGAAACUUAGCUUGUAG